CGAGUUCGGCAGAAGCGAUCAGUCAUGACAGUCACGUCAGAGUGGUAGUAUAUAUCGUCCAGCCUCCAGUCCCGGGGUCUAGUAUCUGUUCUCUCGAGUGUCGUGAGUGUAUAAAAACGAGUCAUGAUGUGGUCGAGGACUUCCGCGUGGGUGAUUGUCAUUUUGGCAGUGUCCUUUCACACUUGCGCGGCGAUUUGGUAUGGGAUUAAGAAAACCCCUAAAGGAGACACAACUGCUGGUGAGAGGUGCUUCUGUCAGUUAAAAGGAGUAAUAGACGACUGUUCCUGUUCUGUGGAGACUUUAGACAGCUUCAACAACUUGAGGCUGUAUCCACGCCUAAAUAGCCUCCUGCAGUAUGAUUACUUUAGGUACUGGAAGGUGAACUUGAAUAAAGAAUGUCCAUUUUGGGAAGAUGACAGCAAGUGUGCCAUUCGUUACUGCAGUGUGAAGCCAUGUACUGAUCAAGAAGACUCGGAAAACGGCUCACAGGGUGAAGAAAGUGAUGUAAGGGAAUCAGAUGCAAGCAAUCGUGCCAGUUCAGACAAGAAGGUCCCAGAGGGCAUAAAGGGAGCUUCCACAAGCAAAAUUGAGAAGGAAAAGAAGGAAAAGUCCCACAUGGUGACUGGACAUUGUGAUGGAGAGAAUGACCUGGGAUACUUGAACACUACUCUCAGCAAGGAAUCCAAAGUCGGCUUUAAACGCUGGGCAGCCCACGAUGAUGCACAGCUGAACUUUUGCAAAAUUGAUGACGACAGUUCUGAGGAUAGUGAAUAUGUUGACCUAUUGCUGAAUCCUGAGCGGUACACAGGUUAUGCAGGACCUUCAGCACAUAGAAUAUGGAGAACAAUAUACCAAGAAAACUGCUUUAAGCCGUCUAGGGCAAUUGGGCGUUACACAGACUUCAGUAGUAUCGGAGCCAAUGAUUUUCUGAAAGAAAUGUGCUUGGAAAAAAGAACAUUUUACAGAGCUAUUUCCGGCCUCCAUACCAGUAUCAACAUUCACCUGUGUGCUAACUACCUCCUGUCAGACAAGAAUGGCUUUGAAAUGUCAAAGGAUGGCCAGUGGGGUCCGAAUGUACAGGAAUUCCAGACAAGGUUUGACCCAGAACUAACUGGUGGAGAGGGACCACACCGCCUGAAGAACCUCUACUUUUUAUACCUUCUUGAACUAAAAGCUUUAGCUAAAGCUGCAGCAUACCUUGAAAGCUUAGAAUACUACACAGGAAAUGAAAGUGAAGAUAACGAUGUAUCGAAGGCAGUUAAGGACUUAUUAACUGUUGUCAAGAGUUUCCCAGAGCACUUUGAUGAAAGCUCCAUGUUUUCUGGUGGCCAGCAAGCCACAAAAUUGAAAGAGGAAUUUCGGCAACACUUUUGGAAUGUGUCUCGUAUUAUGGACUGCGUUGGAUGUGACAAGUGCCGUCUUUGGGGCAAGCUGCAGGUAACUGGCCUUGGUACAGCACUCAAGAUUCUGUUCUCAGGCAAUCUAGACUCAGAAGGUAACCAAAAUAUAGAUCUUCCAGCAGUGAGACACUCAAAGUUCCAGCUGUCUCGUAUUGAGAUUGUCGCUCUAAUUAAUGCCUUUGGUCGAUUGUCCAGCAGCAUCAUGGCGCUAGAGAACUUUCGGCAGAGCAUAACCAGGAGAUAAUGACAAGAUUGGCUACUCUGAGCUGAACUUCUGUGAUAUUUGUUAUAUGUUGCCCAAAUACAUAGUUGUAUGCUAGGUUAUGACAGGUGGGCUGCCAACUGCCAGUGGUAGCAACAUAUGUUCAAAGAAGGAGCAUGACAGAUGUAAGGCAAGGUAAAUUAAAAAAGAAGAAAAA
Molecule: messenger RNA, 1819 nt
Organism: Penaeus chinensis
Lineage: Eukaryota; Metazoa; Arthropoda; Malacostraca; Decapoda; Penaeidae
Gene: Ero1L
Product: ero1-like protein
Exons: 14
Coding region: 124-1644 (506 amino acids)
Biological process (GO): protein folding in endoplasmic reticulum
Cellular component (GO): endoplasmic reticulum membrane; endoplasmic reticulum
Molecular function (GO): thiol oxidase activity; FAD binding; protein-disulfide reductase activity
Source: RefSeq, a predicted model, not a curated record